Uloborus diversus is the source of this 5462-nucleotide messenger RNA. RefSeq names its product dual oxidase-like. Gene Ontology annotation, molecular function: calcium ion binding; heme binding; peroxidase activity. The transcript has 30 exons. Bases 278 to 4786 code for a protein of 1502 amino acids. Gene Ontology annotation, biological process: response to oxidative stress. The record is from RefSeq and is a predicted model, not a curated record. Lineage: Eukaryota; Metazoa; Arthropoda; Arachnida; Araneae; Uloboridae.
AUACGAGAAGUGGCUGCGAAAGCUGACAGAACCCGCUUCACUCCGUUCCACAACACUGAGGAAACUAUCGUUCGCAGGUACCACGAGAGAGAGAGAGAGAGUUGGCGCUCUCGCAGAGGAAUUAUUGUUAUUAUUCCGCAGCAGACGAUCGCCCGAGAAACACAGGACAAACAGAAGCGGGGAAAAUAAAGAGAAAGUCAGGAAGUGGAUUGUUCUUUGUGUGUGAGUGUGUGUGUUUGUGUGUUCGUCCGCAAGUAUUAAACUGGGACUCUAUGUGAUGGGAAUUGGACUUCGCUGCCCCCAUUUAGAGGCGAUUCUAAGGAUUCUCAUCUUCCUCGCUUUGUCUCGUUGCGCAGUUGGAGAUGGAAGGUUACAUAUGUUUACGCAGACGGAGAAGCAGAGGUACGAUGGAUGGUAUAAUAACCUCGCACACCCGGACUGGGGAUCUAUCGAUAGCCAGCUGACAAGAAAGGCCCCGCCAUCGUAUGCAGAUGGCGUGUAUCAGAUGGCCGGUAUGGAGAGACCCAGUGCCAGAGCUCUGUCUCAGGCCCUCAUGAAAGGCAAAGAUGGUCUCUCAUCGCUCAGGAACCUCACUGUUCUUUUCACAUUUUUCGGGCAAGUCGCAGCGUCCGAGAUACUGAUGGCCAGUGAAUCUGGAUGUCCCAUUGAAGUUCAUAAAAUUGAAGUUCCAGCUUGCGACGAUGCCUACGACAAGGAAUGCAAAGGGACCAAAAUGAUGCCCUUUCAUAGAGCACUCUAUGAUUCCAAGACUGGGCAGUCUCCAAAUAGUCCUCGAGAGCAGUUGAACCAGAUGACUAGCUGGAUCGAUGGGAGCUUUGUUUACAGUACCAGCGAGGCCUGGGUAAAUAGUAUGAGAACUUUUCAGAAUGGAACAUUCCGAACUGCCCCAGAUGGAAAGUUUCCUCCAAAGAACAGGGAGAGAGUACCUCUCAUCAAUUAUCCUCCAGCUAAAUAUUUGGGGAUGCUGAAUCCUGAGAGGAUGUAUCUUCUUGGUGAUCCUCGUAUCAAUCAGAACCCGGCCUUGUUGUCGUUCGGAAUUCUGUUUUACCGUUUCCACAACGUCAUGGCAGAGCGAAUCCAGGAGCAGCAUCCCGACUGGACAGAUGAGGACAUUUUCCAAAGAGCCAGACGAUGGGUCAUUGCCAGUCUGCAGAACAUCAUAUUAUAUGAAUACUUACCAGUGCUCUUAAUGGAGGAAAUCACACCGUAUAAAGGUUAUCAACCGGAUUUGCACCCAGGGGUUUGUCACGUGUUCCAAUCAGCUGCUUUCCGAUUUGGACACACCAUGAUUCCUCCAGGUCUUUACAGAAGGGAUGACCAAUGCAACUUUCGCAAAACCGUCACCGGAUAUCCUGCUGUCCGGCUAUGUUCGAGCUGGUGGGAUUCGGAAGAAAUUGUAUCCGGCAUCGAAGAGCUGCUGAUGGGCAUGGCGUCGCAGAUUGCAGAACGAGAGGACAAUGUCCUCUGUUCCGAUGUCAGAGAUAAGCUGUUUGGGCCCAUGGACUUUUCUCGCAGAGACCUGGCUGCCCUCAACAUCAUGCGUGGAAGGGACAACGGACUUCCUGAUUACAACACCGUUCGGAAAUAUUUUCAGUUACCUGAAAUACGGAAUUGGUCCCACAUUAAUCCAGAACUCUUCAAACAGAAUCCAGAAAUCUUCAAGGUCAUGAGUGAACUGUACGGUACCUUGGACGAUGUGGAUUUGUACAUCGGUGGUAUGCUGGAGACUGCUGUUGAAGGAAGGCCGGGAGAACUCUUCAGGAAAAUCAUCCGGCAGCAGUUUGAAAGGAUUCGAGACGCAGACAGAUUCUGGUUCGAGAACACUCAGAAUGGCAUUUUCGACGAGGAUGAAAUUGAAGCCAUUCGGAAGAUAAGACUUUGGGAUAUUUUGAUCAACACUACAGACAUACAUCCCGAUGCUAUCCAACGAAACGUCUUCACCUGGGAAGCCGGAAAUCCAUGUCCUCAGCCGCAACAACUUGUGAGUGCCAUUUUGGAGCCGUGUGUGAUGCUCAGUGGAUAUGAUUACUUCCAUGGAAAUGAAGUUACUUAUAUCUACUCGUGCAUAGUGCUAGCAUUCAUACCUAUCAUUUGUGCUGGCAUGGGUUAUGGAGUCAUAAAGCUUCAAAACAGCCGCCGUCGAAAAAUCAAGCUCAGGCAAGAGAUGAUUAUAGGAAAACAUUGUGAAAAAUUAGAUGUAAAAGAAUGGCUGCAUAACAAUCACAAGCGCUGUGUGAAGGUCAAAAUUGGUCCAGAUGACUCAAUAUCCACACUGAAUAGGAAAGGGGAAGUAUUACGAAGGGUUGAUUUCUCCUCUCAGACCAGCGUGGUAGUCGAAGUCACUGAAGACCUCAACAGGAAGCCUAUGGUCCUCGUGAGAUCCCCAAGAGAUCAUGAUUUGGUUCUGCAGUUCAGCAGCGAACCAUCCCGCAAAAAAUUCUUGAGCAAGUUUGAAUCAUUUCUCACGAGCCACAAGAAAAAUUUGGACAUUCUGCCUACUUACCGUGACGUCAUGUUAGCCAACGCAGAAACGAAGGAGAAGCGACAAAAACGACUCGAGCAUUUCUUCCGUGAGGCCUACGCUCUGACGUUUGGAUUACGACCAGGUGAAAAGCGACGACUUGAAGACGUAAGCAGUGACGUCAUUAUGGUAAUGAGGACAUCACUGUCGAAGAAAGAAUUUGCCGAAGCAUUGGGAAUGAGACCGGAAUCUCUAUUCGUCAAGCAAAUGUUCAACUGCGUUGACAAAGACAAAGAUGGACGAAUAAGCUUUCAAGAGUUUUUGGAUACAGUUGUCUUGUUUUCCAGAGGAAAAACGGAAGACAAACUCCGAAUCGUAUUUGACAUGUGCGACGACGAUGGCAAUGGAGUCAUAGACAAACAAGAGCUAACCAAAAUGCUUCGCUCAUUAGUAGACAUAGCGAAAACCAACUCCAUGGACGAAAUACAAGUCAUGGAUUUGAUUCACGGCAUGUUCGCAGCGUCAGGGCUACAAGACAAAGAGGAACUAAACUAUGAAGACUUUAAAGUGAUGAUGAGGGAGUACAAGGGAGACUUCAUCGCCAUUGGUUUAGAUUGCAAAGGCGCUAAGCAAAACUUUUUGGAUACGUCUACAAAUGUCGCCAGAAUGACCAGCUUUCAGAUCAGUCGUCCGCCGGAAGAUCCGCCAGGCUACUGGAAAAAGAAAUAUAACCAUUUGGCAACAUUUCUGGAAGAAUAUAGGCAACAUAUCUUUUACUUAUUCGUUUUCUAUGUCAUUACGUGCGUCCUCUUCCUAGAAAGAUUUGUUUUUUACUCGUAUUUCGCGGAGCACACAGAUUUGCGCCAUGUGAUGGGUCUGGGAAUUGCUGUGACACGAGGAUCUGCUGCGGCCCUUUCCUUCUGCUACUCUUUACUCUUGCUCACCAUGUGCAGGAAUCUGAUUACCAAGCUUCGAGAAUUGCCUGUGCAUCAGUACAUUCCUUUGGACUCUCAUGUGCAAUUCCAUAAAGUAGUGGCGCUCACUGCCCUUUUCUUUUCCAUGAUACACACAGUGGGACAUUGUAUAAAUUUUUAUCAUGUGUCUACGCAGCCCAUUGAUAACUUGAGGUGCCUAACGAAAGAAGUCCAUUUCGAUUCUGAUUUUAAACCAACAAUUUCAUAUUGGUUGUUCCAAACUGUCACAGGCGUGACAGGCAUACUUCUGUACGCCAUUGUGUGCAUCGUCUUCAUUUUUGCACAUCCAAGAAUUCGACAGAAAGCCUACAAGUAUUUCUGGUCAACUCAUAGUCUCUAUGUUCUUCUGUAUAUAUUGUGUCUCGUCCACGGAUUGGCAAAAAUCACUGGGACGCCCCGUUUCUGGAUCUUUUUUGUGGGGCCUGCUAUCAUUUUUGCCCUUGACAAAGUAGUUAGUCUACAGACGAAAUUUGUGGAGCUUGAUAUCCUUGAUACAGACCUUCUACCUUCAGAUGUCACCAAAGUGAAGUUUUCUCGUCCUCCUAACUUCAAGUACUUGUCAGGACAGUGGGUGCGACUGAGCUUCACGGCCUUGCUCCCGAACGAGUACCAUUCGCUGACGCUGACGUCAGCGCCGCACGAGAACUAUCUCUCAGUGCACGUCAAGGCCCAGGGUCCCUGGACCUGGAAGUUGAGGAACUUUUUCGACCCCAACAACAUGCAAAUCAACGAAGUGCCAAAGAUUCCACAGAAAGUUCGCUUAGAAGGUCCUUAUGGCGGAGGUAACCAGGACUGGUAUAAGUUCGAGGUGGCUGUCAUGAUAGGAGGAGGCAUAGGAGUCACUCCUUAUGCUUCUAUUCUCAAUGAUCUCGUCUUUGGCACCUCCACGAAUAGGUAUUCUGGAGUUGCCUGCAAGAAAGUUUAUUUCUUGUGGAUCUGUCCGUCACAUCGCCACUUCGAGUGGUUCAUCGACGUAUUAAGGGACGUGGAAAGAAAGGACGUCACCAACGUCCUAGAAGUCCACAUCUUCAUCACGCAGUUCUUCCACAAGUUUGACUUGAGGACCACGAUGCUCUACAUUUGUGAGAACCACUUCCAGAGGAUUUCCAACAAGAGCAUGUUUACAGGCCUCAGAGCAGUCAAUCAUUUCGGAAGGCCUGACAUGACGUCUUUCUUGAAGUUUGUACAACAUCAGCAUUCCUACGUCAGCAAAGUAGGAGUCUUCAGCUGCGGUCCCUCCGCACUGACCAAGAGCAUCAGUGCAGCUUGCGAAACAGUCAACAACCACAGGAAGUUGCCUUACUUCCUGCACCAUUUCGAAAACUUUUGAAUCAAAACGAAGCUGACGAUCAAGUUAGCUGUUCAGUGCCUUAGAUGUGAUCGUGUCGCCAAAUUUUACCAAAUGUCUCACUGCUGGAUUAUAUUAAAACAAAAAGAAAAAGAGCGCGAAGAUUCAAACGGUAGUCCACAUGGAUUGAACGCGUGUUCUUUUACUGUCCGUACCACAGUGAUAUGUGACUAUUGAAAAGCCAGAGAUUAUAACCAGUGCGUGUGUGUCCUAGACUGGAUGGAGGUUAGCGUGUGUGUGUGCGAGAUACUCUUUUGCUGCUACUGGUGAUACUUGAAGUUAAAUUUCUUCACACAGAAGAAAUAUUUGUUCCUCUAAGUAUUUUGAUUUGAACUUAUGUAGCGAAUAGGUCCAUCUUCGAAUUUAGUGUUGACUUUGUUAAAGUAAUACUUGUUAUUUAUUGCUGUAUUUAACUCGCUCCGUGACUUCAGUGUUUUUAUGAUUGAUAUGUAUAUGAACUAAGAGGAUUUUUCUGUUUGAAUUGUUUUACAAGUUUUGUAUCUUCGUGAGAGCUUCCGCCUCCGAUAUUCAAAGUUAAGAAACUUACGCAUCAUGAACUACGAGUCAAAUGUCUGACUUGCUCGUUUCUAUCGAAUUCUACCUGGAAAAAAAUGAUUUUAUGGAAAUGUACAAGUUGAAAAUAAAUAUAUUUCAAUUU